This is a messenger RNA of Lingula anatina, 1083 nucleotides long. RefSeq names its product carnosine synthase 1-like. The record is from RefSeq and is a predicted model, not a curated record. NCBI's taxonomy places the organism in Eukaryota, Metazoa, Brachiopoda, Lingulata, Lingulida, Lingulidae.
AUGACUGUCGAAGAAGGUCAUAUCCCUUUAAUGUCACUGGUAUGCACAUCACUGCACCUUAUCGGAAUUACUCCCGAUGUUGCAAGGAAGGUUAAGAAGAAAAGCCUCACCCAAAAAUCCCUGAAAGAAUCUUCGGCAAACAUCUCUCUGUCGCCCGACCCAUCACUGUUCGCAGUCAAGACACACGAAGUCGUCCGAUCCGAUGAUGUUGUGGGAUCGUCGAACACCAUCCAGUACCCAGCCGUUUUGAAACUGGAGUACGGAUCGGGCUGUGCUGGAGUUAUUCUAGUCAAAGAUGAGGCAGAAUGCUUGGCACGCUAUGACAAUAUCCAGAAAAUCCUUAAAACCACAGACGACACAAUUUUUGGGACGCGGCACGGGAACGACAUGCACUUGGCCGAAUAUGCGCUGGGAUCGAAACAUAACGUCGAUAUCAUCAUGUUUCAAGGGAAGAUAUUGGCGGCAUUGAUCUCCGACGGUGGUCCAACACGCGUUCCAAAUUUACUUUCGAUGGCAGCGUGCACGCCUUCCUGUUUGCCACCAGAGAAACAGAGACAGCUUGUGACAGCAACAUUCCAAUGUGUUAGGGCGGUUGGACUCACCGACGGAGUAUUUAACGUGGAGUUAAAAAUGACUCCUACGGGCCCUAAACUUAUUGAGAUCAACGGACGCAUGACUGGAUUGGCCAAUAGGGACUUCCUUCGUAUCGUCUAUGAAACGGACAUUCUCUUCUUAAAUUACCUGAUCGUGUGUGGGAUUCAGCCGAACGUCCAGCCCAUGGAACCUCGUUGCCAGCUCAUGUGGGUAACAUGUACAUCAGCAGCCCACGCCAAGGCACUGUCCCGGUCGGGGACUGCCACGCCAGAGGUCCUUGCCGAGGCUCACAGCCGUGGAGAAAUAUUAUACCAUCAAAGGGAAACUGUACCUGAGGCAGAUCCAGCCUACGAGAAGAUAUUUUGUCAAAUAGGUGUAAAGGGGGAAUCUGUAAGCGAUGCAAAGAGAAAGUUGUUGGAUGUUUGCAAGAAAUAUGGCGUCGAUUGCGCAGAAUUCCCUGUAGAUUAUUUUCUCUCCACAUUUGUGUAG